Symphalangus syndactylus (siamang) is the source of this 2420-nucleotide messenger RNA. Its product is annotated as putative transcription factor SPT20 homolog-like 2. Gene Ontology annotation, biological process: regulation of transcription by RNA polymerase II. Gene Ontology annotation, cellular component: SAGA complex. Lineage: Eukaryota; Metazoa; Chordata; Mammalia; Primates; Hylobatidae. Gene Ontology annotation, molecular function: transcription coregulator activity. The record is from RefSeq and is a predicted model, not a curated record.
AUGGAUCGAGAUUUAGAACAGGCUCUGGAUCGUGCAGAGAAUAUCACUGAAAUUGCCCAACAGAGACCUCCUAGAAGGAGAUACUCACCUAGAGUGGGAAAAACUCUACAGGAAAAACUUUAUGACAUUUAUGUUGAAGAAUGUGGAAAAGAGCCUGAGGAUCCUCAGGAAUUGAGAAGCAAUGUAAAUUCGUUAGAAAAGCUUGUUAGGAGAGAGUCCUUGCCAUGUUUACUGGUCAAUCUAUACCCAGGCAAUCAGGGGUAUUCUGUGAUGCUCCAGAGAGAAGAUGGGUCCUUUGCAGAGACCAUUCGGCUGCCUUAUGAUGAAAGGGCAUUGCUCGACUACUUGGAUGCAGAAGAAUUACCCCCUGCUUUGGGUGAUGUCCUGGAUAAAGCUUCGGUUAACAUUUUUCAUAGUGGGUGUGUCAUAGUAGAAGUUCGUGACUACAGGCAGUCCAGUAAUAUGCAACCUCCUGGUUACCAAAGCAGGCAUAUUCUCCUACGUCCAACGAUGCAGACUUUAGCCCAUGAGGUGAAGACGAUGACAAGAGAUGGCCAGAAAUGGAGCCAGGAAGACAGAUUUCCGCUUGAGAGUCAACUGAUCUUAGAGACAGCUGAACCACUGUGUCUUGAUCCUUCUGUAGCAGUCGCCUGCACUGCCAACAGGCUGCUGUACAACAAGCAAAAGAUGAAUACCGACCCGAUGAAACAGUGCCUCCGGAGGUAUUCGUGGCCUUCUGUAAAGCCACAGCAGGAGCAGUCUGACUGUCCACCUCCUCCUGAGCUGAGAGUGUCGACUUCUGGCCAAAAAGAAGAAAGAAAAGCGGGUCAGCCUUGUGAGCUGAACAUUGCUAAAGCAGGAAGUUGUGUAGACAUGUGGAAAUGCAGACCCUGUGACUGUGAUUUGGCCGUGCCUUCAGAAGUGGAUGUGGAGAAAAUUGCUAAAGGGUAUCAGUCUGUCACAGCUGCUGACCCACAGCUCCCAGUCUGGCCAGCCCAGGAGGUAGAAGACCCUUUCAGAUUUGCAUGGGAAGCUGGCUGUCAGGCCUGGGACACCAAGCCAAACAUCACGCAGUUGUUUAAUGAUCCAUUUUUCAGUGGUGAAAUACAGCUACAUAAAAAAGCCAGGCAGAAGAGCCAGAAGUCUCCCUGGCAGCCCUUCCCAGAUGACCAUUCAGCUUGUCUCAGGCCUGGGUCAGAGACUGAUGCUGGGAGGGCAGUGAGUCAGGCCCAGGAAUCGGUGCAGAGCAAAGUCAAAGGUCCAGGCAAGAUGUCACACAGCUCCAGUGGCCCAGCCAGUGUCAGUCAGCUCUCUUCACGGAAAACACCAGAACAGCCUGAGCCUGUGUGGGUCCAGUCUUCAGUAUUGGGGAAGGGAGAGAAACAUCCACCUCCCCGCACCCAACUUCCCUCAAGCUCAGGAAAGAUUUCCUCAGGUAACAGUUUUCCCCCACAACAGGCAGGCAGUUCUCUUAAGCGUCCAUUUCCUGCUGCUGCUGCUGCUGCUGCUGGGGCGGCGGUGGGGGCAGCACCAAGUCAUUCUCAGAAGCCCUCUGUGCCUCUCAUUCAAGCUAGCAGGCGCCAUCCAGCUGCCCAGCCCCCCACCAGAUUGGUAAAAAUAGCCCAUCCAGCCAAGGUCAGGACAGGCUCCACUGGCCUAAGGGCCAUCAACGUGGAGGGCCCAGUCCAGGGAGCCCAGGCUUUGGGGAGCAGUUUCAAGCCUGUGCAGGCCCCUGGCUCGGGUGGCCCGGCUCCUGCAGGAAUCAGUGGCAGUGGCCUUCAGUCCUCAGGAGGUCCACUCCCAGAUGCAAGGCCCGGUGCAGUGCAGGCAUCUUCUCCAGCACCCCUUCAGUUUUUCCUAAAUACUCCCGAAGGUCUCAAGCCUCUGAUACUCCUCCAGGUUCCACAGGGCUCGGUGGUUCUGACCAGCCGGCAGCAGCAGUUCCAUCAGCUGGUUUCCCUGCAGCAGCUCCAGCAGCCCACAGCUGCUCACCCUCCUCAGCCAGGGCCACAGGGUUCCGCACUAGGUUUGAGCACUCAAGGGCAGGCCUUCCCUGCUCAGCAAUUUCUUAACGUGAACCUCACUGGAGCAGGUAGUGGUCUGCAGCCCCAGCCCCAGGCUGCUGUGUUGGGUCUGCUUGGCUCUGCCCAGGUUCCUCAGCAGGGUGUCCAGCUCCCCUCUGUCUUGAGGCAGCAGCCACGGCUGCUGCAGCCACAACAACAGCCACAGCAGAUCCAGCUCCAGACUCAGCAGUUGAGAGUCCCACAGCAGCCAGUGUUUUUGGCAACAGGCGCUGUUCAGAUAGUGCAGCCACAUCCAGGUGGGCAAGCAGCAAGCCAGUCGGUAGGUCAGACGAAGGGAGGCAAGCCAACCCCUCCAGCGCCCUGAGGCUUGAGUAGUUUGUCUCUCUUUUAAAAGCA